Messenger RNA from Passer montanus (Eurasian tree sparrow), 3013 nucleotides. It is a transcript of the gene TIPARP, whose product is annotated as TCDD inducible poly(ADP-ribose) polymerase. Gene Ontology annotation, molecular function: NAD+ poly-ADP-ribosyltransferase activity; zinc ion binding. The record is from RefSeq and is a predicted model, not a curated record. NCBI's taxonomy places the organism in Eukaryota, Metazoa, Chordata, Aves, Passeriformes, Passeridae. The transcript has 6 exons. Bases 674 to 2767 code for a protein of 697 amino acids.
AGAUAUACCAGUUGCUUUAACUUUAAUCUAAAAAUGGGAAAACUGGAGAGGCACAAGUUUUUUUUUUUCUUUUUCCUGGCAAUUCUGACGUGCUGUUUCCCAGGGAAAUGGAAAAGCCUUAUAAAUGAAUGUUCCAAAAUACAGAAGGCUCGAUGAGAUACUUUCCAGAGCAAAUCAUCAGUAAUAAGAGAUUAUUGCCAAAUUUUCUCUGUUCUUUGGGAUUUUGUUUUGAAGUGAGGAGUAACUUUGCUCGGAAUGCAUUUAUCCAGGAAGUAAUCCUUAAUGUGCUCCACUCUGAGCAUUGAGCCUGCCUGUGAGAUUGAAGAAGGUUUAAUUAAAUGUAAUCAAAUAUUACAGGAUUCCUGAUUAAAAGGCAUAGCACUUGCUUUUGGUGACGUGCGAGACACACUGCUUAUUUGUGCUUUAAAACAAUACAAUUCUGCAGCUUGCAAUGCCUUUCUCGGUUCCUGAGUAACAUCACCCUUCUGCUGGCUUCCCUGCCCGGUGUAAUUCCUGGCGCCCGGUGUGUCACCGCGGCUGGCUCGGGGCAGGGACGGGCAGCGGGUUCCUGCGAGCCCGGCACGGUGGCACGGUGGCCCCGCCGCAGGUUUGCCGUGGCUCUCCGCAGCCAGCGGCUCCGCGGGGCUGUGGGAGGUGACACGAGGGAGGACACAUGCCAGCGCGAUGGGAACGUGUUGAUUCCUGGGAGGCUCUGGGACGUUUGAAAGUGAUUUGGAGGGAGCAAAGUCUGUGUCCGAUGGACACCGAGCCGCAGCCGGCGUGCGUGGUGCCCCAGGCUCCCUGCCCAGCCAUGAAGUGCUCUCCUUCGGAGGACUUUUCUCCCCAGGUGAGGCUGGCUGAAAAGAUCCCCCCGGUGAAGCCUUGCUUCAAGAAGAAGCAGCAAGUGCAGAAGAGACUGGACACACAGACUCUGCGGGCUCUGCGGCCCAUCUUCACCAGCCUGCUGGGAGCCGGGGCCUUGGACAGGGUCUUUGUGCCCCGAGGCCAGCGGGGUGGCCACGGUGACUUAUGUGAACCUGCUGUGAAAAAGACUCUGGACCUCGGUACCUCUUGCCCCCAGACAGAAAAUAAUGUGACUGUGCUGAUGCCAACAGCUCCAGAUGUGCAGGGUCAGCUGGCAGGAGCUCGUCCUUCCCCCGGGCAUCCUGAGCAGGAUGUGCAGGCAGGAGAGCAAGGUUUCUCCCCAGAAACUCCUGGAACUGCUGCUGAUAAUGGUAAUGAAUCAUUCCAGGAUCAUCCUUUGCACCCAAGUGCUGGUGAUGGUGCAGCUUGUCCUUUGUUCCCUGACAAGGUUCUGGAAAGCUACACAUCUGGCUUACUCCAGGAGAACAGCUGUCCAAUGCAAUACAACUUGACCCCAAGCAAUAAAUUCAGUGCUGGGAUAUUCCAGGAUAAAAGUGAAGAAGCUUCCCUUGACCUGGUGUUUGAGCUCUUGAACCAGCUGCAGUAUCACACCCACCAGGAGGACGGGAUUGAAAUCUGUGUGGAUUUUCUCCAGGGCACUUGUGUUUAUGGCAGUGACUGUCCCAAGCAUCACACAGUGUUACCCUAUCACUGGCAGGUGAGGAGGACAGCAACCCAGAGGUGGCAAAGUGUGACCAACGAUUCCCAGGAGCACCUGGAAAGGCUUUACUGCAACCCUGACAAUGACAAGAUCAAAGUCAAGUACGGGGGCCAGGAGUGCUGGGUGGAUCUGAACCUCAUGAAAUUUCAUGAAAGCGCAGAGUUCGACCAAAUGCGGCGCCUGUCCACAGCCUCGUGCCCCAGCUCCAGCUCCAACUGCUACACGGUGUGGAAGUACUUCUGCAGGGACCACUUUGGCUGGAGAGAGUACUCCGAGUCCUUGGUGAGGCUGAUCGAGGAGGCGAGCUGCCGCGGGCUGCGCGAGGUGCGCUUCAUCACCUGGCACAACCAGUACAUCCUCAACAUCAAGGAUGGCUUCCAGCAGAACUCCUGCUUCCGCAGGGAGAUCAAGAGGAGGCCCCUGCUGCGCUCCUGCCUGCUGCUCAUGCCCUUCCUGCAGACCCUGGGUGGCAGCUCUGCUGUGCCCUCGCCGUGCCCCGACCCUGCCGCCGCACACGACCUGUCCCCAGCUGCUGUCACCUCUCCCAGCUUCUACCCCGAGACCUGGAUUGGAAUGGAUCCAGCUCAGGACUUCAUCCAAGUGCCUGUUCUGAAGGAAGACAAAAGCUAUAGAACCAUUUACAACCUGUUCCACAAGACUGUGCCAGAGACCAAAUACAAGAUCUUGAAAAUCCUGCGAGUGCAGAACCAGUUCCUUUGGGAGAAGUAUAAAAGGAAAAAGGAGUACAUGUCCAAGAAGAUGUCCGGGCUGGACAGGAUCAUGAACGAGCGGCACCUGUUCCACGGCACGUCGCAGGACGUGGUGGACGGCAUCUGCAAGCACAACUUCGACCCGCGCGUCUGCGGCAAGCACGCCACCAUGUUCGGCCAGGGCAGCUACUUCGCCAGGAAGGCCAGCUACUCCCACAACUUCUCCAAGCGCUCCCCCAAGGGCGUGCACUUCAUGUUCCUGGCCAAGGUGCUCACGGGCAGGUACACGGUGGGCAACCACACCAUGAGGAGGCCGCCGCCCGUGGAGCCCGGCAGCAUCACCAGCGACCUCUACGACUCCUGCGUGGACAAUUACUUCGAGCCCCAGAUCUUCGUCAUCUUCAACGACGACCAGAGCUACCCCUACUUCAUCAUCCAGUACGAGGAGGUCAGCAGCACGGUCUCCAUCUGACAGCCUGUGCUGCUCCCUGCCGCAAACUCGGCUGGCAGCAGUUGGUGUGGGGGAGGUGAAAUCUGGACUCUUCCUGACUGCUGGAAUGACUUGGAAGGAAGGUCACUGAGGUGACCAACUGUGCACUUGCUGGUUGAUUUCCUAUGUGGAAACUGUACAUAUUUUUCCAUUGUUUAUAGUUGAAAAUCUGUGCCUUUUGUUAUAAAACACUGUUUAUUUAUGUUAGUAAAUAUUCAUGUUUCAGAA